Symbiodinium pilosum is the source of this 1335-nucleotide messenger RNA. The record is from the annotation of a GenBank genome assembly. Lineage: Eukaryota; Dinophyceae; Suessiales; Symbiodiniaceae.
AUGAAAGCAUUGGCGCAUGCUGUGAAGUCCCUCAGCCUUGGCUGGGUCCACGAGAUCGACACAGCUCCCCCGGCUUACUACGCGAGGCGAUUCAAGACGCCUCUCGCCAGGAAGGUGCAAACUUUCCGCGAGCCUGAGGAUCGAGUUACACGCUUUGUUCGACGCUUGCGGCUGGGUAUCGAGAACGGAACCGUGCCUUGCCCCACCUUCGUCAGUGUCGAGCGGCCCCGCGCAGAGACCGACCCCGCGCGUGGCGGACAAUUGCUAGUGGCCCGGCGCGGUCUGCUCCGAAGCCGGGCCGAGGAGGUGGAAGCAUUUCUGGAUAUGGACAGGCACGCGCUGAUCUUUCAGGAAAUGGCGCGACGUCCAUAUGCGCGUGGCCGUCGCCCCACCUCCCUGGUUGCCUGUUACAAGAUUCGGCGGGUCUACUUGACCAUCGUAUGCUACAGGAAGAUUGAAGCUGAGCCCCCUGAGUCCCGGCGCUUCACCGUGGCUGACGACGAGGAGCCACUGAGGUUCACGGCACCUUCUCGGCGCCAGGCCAAGCUGUGGGUCACGGCCUUGGAGGUUGCAGCUGGCUACGUCGAGUCCAAUGUGGAAGAUGUCAGGGAAGCGCAGGCAGCAGCUCUGGUCAGCUCUGCCAGUGGCCGCCCUUGUGAUGUGGCCUUCCUGUCAAAGCCGGCGUCAGCGGUGCGUGCAGCACUGCUGGGCUCUCUGGAUUUCCUUCUGGAGGACAAGGAGCUUGCAGCGGUGCUCAGCACUGCCCGCCAGGCGAGACAUGGGCUGCUGGAACCAUAUCUGCUUGGGCCCGAGGCAGAACGCCGAUGGCAGAAAAGGCGGUUGAAGUGGAUUUUUGGCUUCGUGGAUGCAGAUGGAACGGGAGCUCUGUCCAUCGAGAAGAUCAAUCUGCUUUGGCACGAGAUGAACAUCAACGAAGAGGAGGGUCAGCAGGUCCUCACAGCCUUCCUGCGAGAGGAACGACAGGGGCGGCGAUCCGGUGGUGGCCGCCAGAUCGGCAGUGGACAGGUCUUUCGGCUCCAGGAUUGGACUAAGAUGCUCUCUCUGGUGGACAGUGCAUAUGUCAAGGCCGUCCACCAGUGCGUGCGGGACCACCUCCAACUUGGCCGGGCAGUCUCGCGCAGCAGCGGAUCGAUGUCUGAGCUCAUGGCGCCCAACCUGAGCUCGGAAGCACCUACAAUGCAGGUCACUGCAGCUGACUUGGCAGGCUUCUUCGCAGCCGUGCAGGGCGUCUGGCCACCCCCGUCAGAGCAGCAAGUUGAAAGGCUAAUCGCGCCUCCCUGCACCCCUCUCCAAGCAGCACAGCCUCUCUGCUGA